AUGACUAUUACCGAGGCGGUCGCCGUGAUGGAGGAGGCAAUCGAGACCGUCGUUGGUCACGCGACCGAGGCCCAGACAGAGCGCGAUCGCCAGAUCGCCGAGGACAACGGAGCGGAGAUGGUAACCGGGACUACCGCGCCAGCUAAGUCCACACCGACGCAAGCCCAGACCGAAGCGGAGAAGAAGGCUGAACGACUACGCAAACUCCAAGCCAUGAAGGAGAAACAUGCCCAGAAGGAGGCGAAGGAAGCCGCCGUUACAGCGGGAAGUACUAGGAUGCUGUUGGCUGAAAUGGACCAAAAGGCUAGCGGCACACCAGGCCCAAACAGUCCCGUGGCCGGCGCCAUGAGUCCUGCCCCGACGUCCCCUGCACCCCCAAUGCCCUAUGCCGGCAAGUUCGACCCUAAAGCCAUCGCGAAGAGUUCCAAAGCCGCACGGCCUCAGUCCCCAACACGCCUUGGUGACGUGAAGCUGGCUGCACCGGCGCCGAAGCCGCUGGGUUUAAAAAAAGAGGCAAACCUCAAGGGUGCCGGCUUGUUACCGGCCAACAGGGCGAAAUCGUCGACGAAGCGUAAAAUAGAUAUGGACGACGAGGAGGUUAUCAAGCGUAAGCUCGUCAAACUCCCCGACUUCGUUCCGGAGAAUGCGGACAGCACGCCAGACGCGGAAGGCGAGGGGGAGGAAGAAGCGGAUGACUUGGACCUCCUCAUGGCUCAAAACGAGGAAGAGAUGGCAGAAGCUCACCGGGUUCUCCAAGAGCGGCGCGACGAGCGCAUUCAGAAGGAGGGGAUGGCCAUGGAUGUCGACACGGAAACGCCCAACGGCGAGACCAAGGACGAGGCCGAAAACGAAGCCAAUGUUGAAUCCAAGGAUGAAGCGGUGCUACCAGCCCCUUCUAUGGAUGUCGAUGAAGACGUUGACCCGUUGGAUGCCUUCAUGGCUGACCUUGAACAAACCGGCUCCGCAGGGGGUAUCGGCUCGGUACCUGCGCGACAGAAGCAGAAAGCCGGGAAGGGGUUCGAACCAGAAGCGUAUUUCAGCGAUGACGAUUACGGCUACGAAGAGGACAAGGCCGAUCCGUCUUCAAUACUCGCCAUGGCGAGCAAAAAGAAAAAGAAGGAUAUUCCGACGAUAGACUACAGCAAGAUCGAGCUGAACCAAAUACGGAAGAAUUUCUGGGUAGAGCCACAAGAGCUCAGUCAGAUGACCGAGGACGACAUCGCUGACUUGAGGUUGGAACUGGACGGCAUCAAAGUUUCUGGCAAGAACGUGCCCAAACCGGUCCAGAAGUGGUCGCAGUGCGGUCUUACUCGGCCAAUCCUUGAUGUGGUUGAAGGGCUUGGCUACGAGAAACCAACUUCGAUUCAGAUGCAGGCGUUGCCUGUGAUCAUGUCGGGCCGCGAUGUUAUUGGAGUCGCAAAGACUGGCUCCGGCAAGACGAUGGCCUUCGUUCUUCCCAUGCUCCGGCACAUCAAAGACCAAGACCCGGUGACCGGCGACGACGGCGCCAUUGCCCUGAUCAUGACUCCUACCCGAGAGCUGUGCACGCAGAUCUACUCAGACUUGCUUCCGUUCGCUAAGGCGCUAAAGCUCCGCGCGAUCGCUGCUUAUGGCGGGAAUGCCAUCAAGGACCAGAUCGCCGAGCUGAAGCGCGGCGCGGAAAUUAUUGUUGCUACGCCGGGACGCAUGAUCGACCUUCUCGCUGCGAACUCGGGCCGUGUCACUAAUCUCAAGCGUGCUACGUAUCUCGUACUGGAUGAAGCUGACCGCAUGUUCGACAUGGGCUUUGAGCCACAAGUAAUGAAAAUCUUCAACAAUGUCCGCCCGGACCGGCAGACGAUCCUCUUUUCUGCAACCAUGCCGAGGAUUAUCGAUGCGCUCACCAAAAAGGUGCUUCGCGAGCCGGUCGAGAUACAGGUCGGCGGUCGCAGCGUCGUAGCUCCCGAGAUCACCCAAAUUGUCGAGAUCUUGGACGAGGGCAAGAAAUUUGUCCGGCUGCUCGAGCUCCUGGGCGAGCUCUAUGCCGAUGACGACGAUGUCCGUGCUCUUAUUUUCGUCGAGCGGCAAGAAAAGGCCGACGACCUAUUGCGCGAAGUCCUGCGGCGCGGGUAUGGCUGCAUGUCCAUACACGGCGGCAAGGAUCAGGAAGACCGUAAUUCGACCAUUUCAGACUUCAAGAAGGGCGUCUGUCCCAUCAUGAUCGCAACGUCGGUGGCGGCGCGCGGUCUAGACGUCAAGCAGCUGAAGUUGGUCGUCAACUACGAUGCGCCAAACCAUCUCGAGGAUUACGUCCAUCGCGCGGGCCGCACCGGGCGCGCUGGCAACACGGGCACGGCCGUCACGUUCAUCACCGAGGAGCAGGAGAAUUGCGCGCCCGGUAUCGCGAAGGCUCUCGAACAGAGCGGGCAGCCUGUGCCUGAGCAGCUCAACGAGAUGCGUAAGGCGUGGAAAGAAAAGGUCAAGACCGGAAAAGCCAAGGAUGCUAGCGGCUUCGGCGGGAAGGGUCUCGAGAGGCUCGACAAGGAACGCGAGGCGGCGCGCGUCCGCGAGCGCAAGACGCACAAGGCCGAGGGCGAGGAGGACGACUUCAAGGAGGAAGAGACGGCGGAGGACGCGGCCAAGAAGGACAAGGCCAAGUCGGCCAUCCUGGCAGCCGCGUCGGCCAUCGUCUCCCGCGAGUCAGCGAAGGCGGAUGCUAGCGAGGCCAAGCCGUUGCCUGCCGCUGCCGAGGGCGCGGUCAAGGGAGGGGUCACGGUCAACGCCGGGAAGGGCGGGGCGCUCGACAAGGCGGCCUCGGCCAUCAGCGAGAUCAACGCGCGGCUGGCGCGGGCUGGCCAGCUCCGGCCCGGCCAGCCGAUCGACAACAAGGGCCCCGACGCCGGCGCAUUCCACGCGACGCUCGAGAUCAAUGACUUCCCGCAGAAGGCGCGCUGGGCGGUCACCAACCGCACCAACGUGGCCAAGAUCCUCGAGGCCACCUCGACGUCGAUCACGACCAAGGGCAACUACUACCCGCCCGGCAAGGAGCCGCCCUCCGGGUCGGACCCCAAGCUGUACAUCCUUAUCGAGGGCGACACGGAGCUGGCGGUCGGCAAGGCGCUGUCGGAGCUUACUCGUCUUCUUAGAGAGGGGACGAUUGCUGCGGCGGAUGCCGAGAGCCGGGCGCCGGCGAGCGGGCGGUACACCAUUGCGUGA
Molecule: messenger RNA, 3195 nt
Organism: Chaetomium globosum CBS 148.51
Lineage: Eukaryota; Fungi; Ascomycota; Sordariomycetes; Sordariales; Chaetomiaceae
Exons: 3
Coding region: 1-3195 (1064 amino acids)
Molecular function (GO): RNA helicase activity; ATP binding; nucleic acid binding
Source: RefSeq, a predicted model, not a curated record